Molecule: messenger RNA, 4917 nt
Organism: Coffea arabica (coffee)
Lineage: Eukaryota; Viridiplantae; Streptophyta; Magnoliopsida; Gentianales; Rubiaceae
Product: ABC transporter G family member 31
Cellular component (GO): membrane
Molecular function (GO): ATP binding; ABC-type transporter activity; ATP hydrolysis activity
Source: RefSeq, a predicted model, not a curated record
CUGGAAGAAAUAAAUUAAUGAUCAAAGAUUGUAUGAGUAAAUUUUGAGAGAGAUAUCUUGAGAUCUUUGGGAAAUGGCGGCGGCGGACGGGAGCGAAUACUUCGACGUAAUAGUAGAAGCACAAGGUGAUGGUUUCUCGAGGCCGUCGAACGCGGAGUUUGUGGAGCAGGAUGAAGAGGAGCUCGUGUGGGCGGCGCUUGAGAGGUUGCCGACGCACAAGCGCUCCAACUUCGCCCUGUUGAGGCGUACGCCCUCCGAAACUACUGAUUCCGCUGAGCCGAGGAGUGAGACCGUCGACGUUAGGAAACUCGAUCGCCUCAAUCGCGAACUCGUGGUCAAACGCGCCUUGGCUACCUCCGACCAGGAUAACUAUAAACUCCUCGCCGCCGUUAAAGAACGCCUCGAUAGAGUGGGAAUUGAGAUACCAAAAGUUGAGGUUCGCUUCCAGGACCUUAACAUCACAGCAAACGUGCAAGUAGGGUCUAGAGCGUUGCCAACUUUGGUGAAUUUCAGUCGUGAUAUCGUCGAGCAAGUUUUAACCAAGCUGAAGAUUUUUCGGCCGAAGAGAUAUUGUCUUACCAUUUUGAAUAAUCUCAAUGGUGUUGUAAAGCCUGGGAGGAUGACAUUGCUUUUGGGACCUCCAGGUUCUGGAAAGUCCACACUACUACGAGCUCUUGCAGGAAAAAUUGAUGAGGGAUUGAAGAAAAGUGGGAACAUAUCAUAUAAUGGUCAAAAGCUUGAGGAAUUUUGCAUUCAAAGGACUUCGGCUUACAUUAGUCAGACAGAUAAUCACAUUGCCGAGUUGACUGUGAGGGAAACAUUGGAUUUUGCAGCUAGAUGCCAAGGUGCAAGUGAAGGUUUUGCAGAAUAUAUGAAAGAUCUUACUCGUCUAGAGAAGGAGAGGAAUAUACGUCCUAUUCCUGAGAUUGACGCAUUUAUGAAGGCAUCAUCUGUUGGUGGUACUAAGCACAGUGUAUCCACCGAAUACUACCUGAAAAUUCUUGGUCUUGAUGCUUGUUCAGAUACUCUGGUUGGUAAUGAAAUGCUUAGGGGCAUUUCAGGUGGUCAAAGAAAGAGAGUCACUACAGGAGAAAUGGUGGUUGGCCCCAGGAAAACAUUAUUCAUGGAUGAAAUAUCCACUGGACUCGAUAGCUCCACAACCUACCAAAUUGUCAAAUGCUUGAGGAAUUUUGUUCAUUUAAUGGAAGGAACAAUUUUAAUGGCUUUACUUCAGCCUGCACCUGAGACUUUUGAUCUAUUUGAUGAUCUGAUUGUAAUAUCCGAAGGAUAUAUUGUGUAUCAAGGCCCUCGGGCAGAUGUUGUGGAUUUCUUUGAGUCUCUAGGCUUUCGACUCCCACCUCGUAAGGGUGUAGCGGACUUUCUUCAAGAGGUGACCUCGCGAAAGGAUCAGGCUCAAUACUGGGCUGAUAGGUCAAAACCUUAUGUAUUCAUUCCUGUUCCAAAAAUUGUUGAGGCUUUUCAAAAUUCCAGAUAUGGUCAGGAUUUGGCAGCUAAUAUUUCAGCUUCAUAUGAUAAAUCCAAUGCUCACCCUUCAGCUUUGUCUAAAUCCAAGUAUGCUGUGUCCAUAUGGGAGCUCUUUAAAGCAUGUUUUGCUAGGGAAUUACUUCUAAUUAGCAGACAUCGUUUUCUCUACAUCUUUAGGACAUGCCAGGUUGCAUUUGUAGGAUUUGUCACGUGUACAAUGUUCCUGCGAACACGACUGCAUCCAACAGAUUUGACAAAUGGAAAUCUCUAUCUGGCUUGUUUAUUUUUUGGCCUAGUGCAUAUGAUGUUCAACGGGCUCUCAGAGCUUCCUAUUAUGAUUUUUCGACUUCCAGUAUUUUACAAGCAGAGAGAUAAUUUCUUCCAUCCUGCAUGGGCCUGGUCCGUCUCUAGUUGGAUUACACGUGUACCCUACUCUGUUAUUGAAGCUGCAGUGUGGUCUUGUGUUGUAUACUACAGUGUUGGAUUUGCACCCAGUCCUGGGAGAUUUUUCCGGUAUAUGCUUCUACUAUUUUCUAUGCAUCAAAUGGCUCUGGCUCUCUUCCGAAUGAUUGCAUCUGUUUCACGAGAUAUAACUAUCUCCAGUACAUUUGGAUCAGCAGCACUACUAGUUAUAUUCUUGCUGGGAGGAUUUAUUAUGCCGAAGGAAAUGAUUAAGCCAUGGUGGGUCUGGGCCUUUUGGGUGUCUCCAUUGUCCUAUGGGCAGCGUGCAAUUUCUGUUAAUGAAUUUACUGCAACAAGAUGGAUGGAGAAAACAACUUCUGGAAAUAUUUCCCUAGGGUACAGCAUUCUCCAAUCACACAGUCUACCCAGUGCUGGUUACUGGUAUUGGCUAGGUUUUGGGGUCUUAUUAGUUUACACUCUGCUUCUCAAUAUUGCAGGGACAAUGGCCUUGACUUUUCUUAAUCCUAUCAGGAAAUCUCAAGCAACCAUUCCACCAGAGGUCACGCAGGAAAACAGAGUUGAGAAUGGAAGCGUAGCAAAUUCUGAAUCAGAUACCAUUCCUUCUAGGCUUGGGCGUAGAAAGAAGGGAAUGAUUCUCCCAUUUCAACCUUUAAUAAUGAGUUUCCACAAUGUCAACUAUUUUGUUGACAUGCCAAAGGAAAUGAGUUCACAAGGUAUCACAGAAAAGAGGUUGCAAUUGCUGUCAAAUGUUAGCGGACUAUUUUCACCAGGAGUGCUUACAGCAUUAGUUGGGUCAAGUGGUGCGGGUAAGACCACAUUGAUGGAUGUCCUUGCUGGAAGGAAGACUGGUGGGUACAUUGAAGGUGACAUCAGGAUAUCUGGUCAUCCAAAAGAACAGAAGACUUUUGCAAGGAUUGCAGGAUAUGUCGAACAAAAUGACAUACAUUCUCCACAAGUGACAGUUUUUGAGUCGCUCUGGUUUUCUUCAUUUCUACGACUGCCAAAGGAAGUAGACAAAAAACAAAGAAAGGAAUUUGUUGAAGAAGUGAUGGAACUAGUCGAGCUAGACUCUCUAAGGCAUGCUCUGGUAGGGUUGCCAGGCAGUACUGGCUUGUCGACAGAACAAAGAAAACGUUUAACAAUUGCAGUGGAGCUUGUUGCAAAUCCUUCAAUUAUAUUUAUGGAUGAACCUACCUCGGGGCUUGAUGCACGAGCAGCUGCCAUUGUGAUGCGAACUGUGCGUAACACUGUUGACACAGGAAGAACAGUAGUCUGUACCAUCCAUCAGCCGAGUAUUGAAAUUUUUGAAGCAUUUGACGAGUUACUUCUGAUGAAACGAGGGGGACGAGUAAUAUAUGGGGGAAAGCUAGGAGAGAAGUCUCAAAUUAUGAUUGAUUACUUUCAGAGCAUCCCUAGUAUUCCCCCAAUUCCUAGUAGUUAUAACCCUGCGACUUGGAUGCUUGAAAUAAGUACACCUGCUGCUGAAGAAAGGAUCGGUGAAGACUUUGCAGUCAUAUAUAGAAAUUCCAAUCAAUAUAGGGAAGUGGAAGCUUCCAUUCAGCGGGCAAGUGUUCCACCUGUUGGCUCACAACCGUUGAAGUUUGCAUCCACAUUUGCUCAAGAUGCAUUCUCUCAGUUUAGAACAUGCUUCUGGAAGCAAAAUCUAGUCUACUGGAGGACCCCAUCAUACAAUGCUGUGAGGCUGUUUUUUACUACAAUGAGUGCUAUUAUAAUUGGCACUAUAUUUUGGGACAUCGGCACAAAAAGGGACUCCAUACAAAACUUAUUUGUUGUAAUGGGAGCUCUAUAUGCUUCUGCCAUGUUCCUUGGGGUUAAUAACUCAUCUUCUGUACAACCAAUUGUUUCAAUUGAGAGGACAGUAUUCUAUAGAGAGCGAGCUGCAGGAAUGUAUGGCCCAUAUCCUUAUGCCGCAGCACAGGGUCUUGUGGAGAUCCCAUAUGUUGCAGUGCAGGCAUUGAUAUACUGUGUUAUUACGUACUUCAUGAUCAACUUUGAAAGGACAUUAGGCAAAUUUUUCCUCUAUCUGGUGUUCAAUUUUCUCACGUUCAUGUACUUUACCUUCUAUGGCAUGAUGGCUGUGGGUCUAACACCCAAUCAGCACUUGGCUGCUGUUAUCUCUUCAGCAUUCUACUCAUUGUGGAAUCUCCUCUCCGGCUUUUUAGUACCUAAACCGAGCAUCCCUGGAUGGUGGAUAUGGUUCUAUUAUAUCUGCCCAAUUGCGUGGACAUUGCGGGGCAUCAUCACCUCCCAACUUGGAGACGUGGAAACCAAAAUUGUAGGGCCUGGAUUUGAGGGCUCUGUAAAAGAGUAUAUUGAGGUUACUUUUGGCUAUGGCCCAGGGAUGACUGGAGUUUCAGUUGCUGUACUUCUUGGCUUCAGUGUUCUAUUUUUUGGCAUCUUUGCAAUCUCUGUCAAAGUCCUCAAUUUCCAGAAAAGAUGAAGGAAGUUGCUGAUAUUAGAAUUGUUGUGACAGUAAUGCAUUCAUUGGAAGUCAGGAAGACAUUUGCGUCAAUGGCGUUGCUGAGUUGCUGAACUGUGUGGAGCUGGAAAGCAGCAUCAUGACAAAGCCUACAGAUUUCUUGAUAAAACAAAUUUACUACGCUACAUGCUUGAUGGAUACAAGGAAAGUACAGCAGCAACCUUUCCCUUUGGCCAUGUAUUUUGCGUCCGCUGACAGAUUGUGCAAGGUCCUCCUCAGCUUUGUUGUGCUGGUGAUUGUUUUUUUCGACAUAAACAGGAGGAAGACACUUGACACGCACACAUACCCAAGAAAAAGGGGAUGAAGAAAAGAGCAAGACAUUAAUUUGGAAAGGCAGCUAGAUAAACAAUUUUCUUUUAUUCUUGGGUAAAAUACCAAAAACUCCUUGUGGUUUGCUAAAUAUUCAUUUUAACUCUCUCUGAUUUGAAAACCUACAUUAUAACUUCAUGUGGUUUCAACUAAAUUGAAAAUUGAAUGGAAAGCAUUUAAUCUAACGGUUAUAUGCGAAA